CCCGGAAUGAUGAUGGUUCCGAGUCGGGAUAUGAACCAGGUUCCUUUCUACUUGAGGUUCCGGAUGCCUCCGCAUCCGAAUUACCACGAAUACAGUCCCCCGGAUGAAAGGCCGUUGUUGAGUGCGAACCAGAGAUGUUUGCUCGGGGGAAUAAGCUUUGUGCUGGUGGCUGCUUUCGGGACCGCCAUGUAUUUUUGCAAACCCGAGGAAGAGAAGACCGGCAGUCGACGGGGUUCAGUCAAGAAAUCCGCCCAGACUGAAACUGCUGCCCAGGAAGACGAGCAACCGGCUCCAGAGCCAGAAGACCUCGAAUCUCUGAUCGAACAAGGUCCGAAGGCUUAUGGUGCGAUUGCCUUGGUCAUUGCCUUGCUGUUUGCACACAAAUACUGCCAGUGCAAAUAUCCCGAAGAUUUGCGCAAACCCCAGCCCCCCGGAUGUGAAGAGAAGGGUCCAUUUCUGGGCGCGGCUUGUUGCGUUUUCAUGUACUUUUACAAGAUUGCGCAUUGUUUGUACUCGGAUUUCCGGGGAUUGGUGUGUCAGGGUUGCUCUGCGACGGGAGACGAUGCAACCCGGGCCUUGUGCGAAGGUGAUAAGAACCUUGAUUGACUGACCCCCUCCCGCGGUGAUUUCUGGGUCGGCUUUUUCUUUGUCAAUUUAUCGUGAAAUUCUUUUUAUUAUUUUUUUCGACAAUGUGUCGCAUGUGGUGUAAACCUUUUUGGAGUAUUAAACGACCUUUUGGAAAACUUUGA
Notodromas monacha is the source of this 749-nucleotide messenger RNA. The record is from the annotation of a GenBank genome assembly. NCBI's taxonomy places the organism in Eukaryota, Metazoa, Arthropoda, Ostracoda, Podocopida, Cyprididae.